This is a messenger RNA of Epithele typhae, 609 nucleotides long. RefSeq lists its product as uncharacterized. The transcript is spliced from 2 exons. The record is from RefSeq and is a predicted model, not a curated record. Lineage: Eukaryota; Fungi; Basidiomycota; Agaricomycetes; Polyporales; Epitheliaceae. Bases 1 to 609 code for a protein of 202 amino acids.
AUGGCACAGUGCGGCCAAACCCUGAACGAGGUCGACGAGAAACCGCCGACAUAUCAGGCGCACGACGACGCCGACACGAACCUGGCGUUUGCCCACGCACACGGCAACAGCGGCGUUUGUACAAUCGCCACCGCCUUCGUCGCCCCAUCAAACAAGCCCUCCCCUCCUUCCAGAUCCAUCUGGAGAGUCUUCUCCCGGGUCGCGCGCCCCGUCAAAGUCGCGGCCCACGUCGUGGUCACCCUCGGCGCCAAGCAGGUCGUGGGCAGCUAUCCCUCGGUUCCCCCCGAAGUGAUAGGGGUGGUGCCCAACAACCUUCUGCAGGUUCUGAUACCGCUUACACCACUCGAACAAGAAAGCGAAGUUUUCGGGUCGAAGUUUUGGCACACCUUAGUCGACGCAUUUGGACGGGCCGAACCAGACGGGUCGGUGCCCCGGCUCGAGGCAGCCCUCCUCAAGUGCUAUUACGACUGGCGCCUCAACUUCUCAGUCGAUUCAUUCGAACUGGUUCAACGGGACGGGUCGGUGGCCAGGCUCGAGGCGGCCCUUCUCAAGUCCUGCUGCGAUUGGCGCCUGGCGGAUGGUCAGGCUAGGUGUUAUGUGGAGGUGUGA